CUAAUCUCCUUGGAUCUUUAAAACCCCAUUUACAGAGGAUGCUGUUACAACAACACACUUAUUUGUUUUAGUUUUAUGUGCUUCACUGUUUGCUCUUUCUGGCACACCAAUUCAUUUUCCAGCAGAGACCAUUGUGAGAUCGUAGGCUGGGAGGAUGACAGCUCAAUUGUAUUGCCUGUUUGGUUCUGUUUUAUUGUGUCUGUUUGGAAGCUUGAACAUAACCGAUGCUAAUCUAGAUUUGAGCCAUAUUGCCAAGCUGGUGAAGCUGACGGACUUGCUGUCCCAUCAAAGAUGUUCUUCUGAUCGUCGUGUUUCCAUGAAACCAGGUCAAUGUCCUGACCCAAAGAACAUUCCACUGUCUGCUAAAAACUGUGUCCAUGAUGGCCAGUGUCCUGGCACACAGAAAUGUUGCCCAACCACCAGUGGCCAUGGAUGCAGUGAACCAAGCGGCCAGGGAAGCUGUCAGAGCGCGGGCCAGGGAAGUGGCCAGGGCGCCGGCCAAGGUCAGGGAAGCGGACAGGGUGCUGGUCAGGGAAGCGGACAGGGUCAGGGAAGCGGACAGGGUGCUGGUCAGGGAAGCGGACAGGGAAGCGGCCAGGGCCAGGGAAGCGGCCAGGGCGCCGGCCAGGGCCAGGGAAGCGGCCAGGGCGCCGGCCAGGGCCAGGGAAGCGGCCAGGGCGCCGGCCAGGGCCAGGGAAGCGGCCAGGGCGCCGGCCAGGGAAUUGGUCAGGGAAGCGGCUAUGGCCAGGGAACUGGUAGUGGACAGGGAGUUGGUCAGGGAAGCGGCUAUGGCCAGGGAACUGGUAGUGGCCAGGGAGUUGGUCAGGGAAGUGGCUACGGUCAGGGAAGCGGCUAUGGCCAGGGGACUGGUUGUGGCCAGGGAGUUGGUCAGGGAAGCGGCUACGGU
Messenger RNA from Carassius carassius (crucian carp), 907 nucleotides. RefSeq lists its product as uncharacterized. The record is from RefSeq and is a predicted model, not a curated record. The annotation marks the transcript as partial. The transcript has 5 exons. Gene Ontology annotation, molecular function: peptidase inhibitor activity. Lineage: Eukaryota; Metazoa; Chordata; Actinopteri; Cypriniformes; Cyprinidae. Gene Ontology annotation, cellular component: extracellular region.